AUGGCGAAACCACACCCUGCAGCAGCACUUCUCCUCCUGUUUCUGCUUCUCACAUCAUCGUUCUCAUACGCGAGGCCCUUCAACUCUUUCAACCUUGCACUUCCCAGCGACCGAGUGCUGCCCGUGGAGGAAUACCCAGCUGGACACAUGUCGCCGAGUCACCGCAUGGAGGUUGCUGAUAAGAUUCCGUUACCGGGAAUGAGAGUCGGUAGGAAAUAUGGGGCUAUGGUUCUGAACAUGCUUCCUAAGGGUUCAGUGCCACCCUCUGGACCAAGCAAAGGAAGCAACUACAUUAAAAACUAG
Messenger RNA from Abrus precatorius (Indian licorice), 303 nucleotides. RefSeq lists its product as uncharacterized. The transcript has a single exon. Lineage: Eukaryota; Viridiplantae; Streptophyta; Magnoliopsida; Fabales; Fabaceae. The record is from RefSeq and is a predicted model, not a curated record. The coding region runs from base 1 to 303 and encodes 100 amino acids.